AUGUCUCGCGUCGAGGAGCUUCCCGAUGACUUUGAUGAAUCGCUCAACCUCAAUGCCGUCCCAUCAACAAACGUACCUCAAUCGGGGCUCGAUCCUCUAGCCGCAGCGAGCCAAGCGCCCUUCCCGAUCAAUGAAGAGCGUUUGAAGGAGCUCAUCAAUGACCCAAACGCCCCCGAUAUGCCGCCGAGCAUGGCUUCGGUCAAAUCGCACUCUGUCGAUGAAUUGAAGGAAAUGUUGAACAAAACUCCUCUUUUCAUGACCGAUAUUGAUAAAGCUGGAGAUGAGAACGGCGAGAAUGAGCUCCUGGAUGCACUGCAAGCGCUUCAAAAUGAGGGUACCCGUGGAGAAGUUGCGCAAAGCUAUAAGGAGCAAGGCAACGAGGCAGUACAAGAAAAGCGAUGGAUUGAUGCGAAGGAGAUGUACACCAAGAGUAUCGCAGUGAUCUUCGCAAAGGAAGACAAGUGGGAAAAGCCUGAGGACCCGGAAGCGGAAAAGAAAGUUCUGCGACAGAUGGAAGAACUCUCACAUGUCAACCGGGCACUGUGCAAUCUUGAGCUCGGCAACUACCGUUCUUGUACCCUGGACUGUGCCGCUGUGCUCAAAGUGAAUCCCAAAAAUGUCAAGGCCUACUAUCGAUCGGCAACGGCUUUGCUCAAGCUUGACAAAGUCCCUGAAGCUGAGGACGCCGCGUCGCGGGGCCUGGCAAUCGAUCCGUCAAACAAAGCUCUUCAAACCAUUGCUGCCAAGGUCGCCGAUCGCAAAGCCCAGAUCGAGCGCGUUGCUGCGAAGCGCAGGGCCGAAGAGGAGCUCACUCGCAAGCAGAACCUUGUUCUUAGCACGGCUUUGCGAGCUCGUCAGAUUCGAACCCGAAAAACCGAUCAGCCCCCAGACAUGGAAGAUACUAGGAUUCGAUUGGUCCCUGAUCCCCUUUCGCCGGAGAGCACAGUGGAGUUCCCUACUGUCUUCCUGUAUCCAAUGGAUGCCCAGAGUGACUUUAUCAAAUCCUUCUCUGAGAUGCACUCGAUCGCUGAUCACUUGGACUACAUCUUCCCUCUCCCUUGGGACCAUAAGAAAGAUUAUACCAUCAACAAUGUCGAGUGCUUCAUGCAAACAGUUUCUGGUGGUCUAAUCAAGGCCGGGAAAAAGCUGCCUCUGUUGCAGAUUCUUUCGGGGGGAAAGGUUGAGGUUGUUGACGAACUAGUGAGAAUUUUCGUGGUGCCCUUGUCUAAGACUGCCACUUUUAUCGCCGAGAUGAAGGCUCGCAAGGAAGAUUGA
Molecule: messenger RNA, 1275 nt
Organism: Penicillium diatomitis
Lineage: Eukaryota; Fungi; Ascomycota; Eurotiomycetes; Eurotiales; Aspergillaceae
Product: HSP70/90 family co-chaperone CNS1
Exons: 3
Coding region: 1-1275 (424 amino acids)
Biological process (GO): protein folding
Molecular function (GO): Hsp90 protein binding
Source: RefSeq, a predicted model, not a curated record